CUCCCUCGCCGGAGCGUUAGAAUCCCGCGCGCUCGCUCCGGUUUCCGCGGCGCCAUGAGCCGCCUGUUGGGUGGCGCGCUGCUGUGCGGCUCGCGGGCCUGGGUCCCCGGCCUGCUCGCGCGCCCCUGCUCGGGAGGGCCCCUCGGGAGCCGGGAGCGGACCCUGGUGGCCGUGAAGCCGGACGGGGUGCAGCGGCGGCUUGUUGGGGAUGUGAUCCGGCGUUUUGAGAGGAGGGGCUUCAAGCUGGUGGGGAUGAAGAUGCUUCAGGCGCCAGAGACCGUCCUCGCUGAGCACUACCACGACCUUCGGAGGAAGCCCUUCUACCCAGCCCUCAUCAGCUACAUGAGCUCUGGCCCCAUGGUGGCCAUGGUCUGGGAAGGCCCCAAUGUGGUCUGCACCUCAAGGGCCAUGAUAGGGCACACGGACUCGGCCGAGGCUGCCCCCGGCACCAUCCGAGGCGACUUCAGCUUCCACAUCAGCAGCUUGCUCCUCUGGAUAGUAGGGAACGAGCAGGCCUUUCCCAGGACCUCCAAGGCGCAUGUGGAAGCCUGUGCCUUACCUUUGCUACCUGUUACCUGGCACAGGAACGUCAUCCACGCCAGCGACUCCGUGGAGGGGGCCCAGCGGGAGAUCCAGCUGUGGUUCCAGAGCAAUGAGCUGGUUGACUGGGCAGACGAAGGCCCCCGGAGCAGCCUCUACACAGCCUGAGCCUCAGGCUGCCCUAGGCUGCCCCCAGCACCCGCCCAGGACCAACUACCUCUGUCCACAAGAACUCGAGCCCACACUGUGCUGUGCCCUUCCGUCCCAGACCACUUCCCCGUUCACCUUCCGCCUCGGCCCAGAGCAGAAUAGCCACCUUUAUGUGCCUUUUGGUAUCUUAAACCAGCAAGAGAUUGAACCAAAUCCUUUCCAUACCAAAAUGCCAGACCCACCUUUGCGGUGGUCUCCAAAAGUGGUUUGACCUCCCCUCCCCCACAGGGGAGCCAUUAAAAGUCCUUGUGCUGUG
This is a messenger RNA of Pipistrellus kuhlii (Kuhl's pipistrelle), 1006 nucleotides long. It is a transcript of the gene NME4, whose product is annotated as NME/NM23 nucleoside diphosphate kinase 4. NCBI's taxonomy places the organism in Eukaryota, Metazoa, Chordata, Mammalia, Chiroptera, Vespertilionidae. Gene Ontology annotation, molecular function: nucleoside diphosphate kinase activity. The record is from RefSeq and is a predicted model, not a curated record. Gene Ontology annotation, biological process: GTP biosynthetic process; UTP biosynthetic process; CTP biosynthetic process. Bases 55 to 708 code for a protein of 217 amino acids. The transcript is spliced from 5 exons.